Solanum verrucosum is the source of this 2141-nucleotide messenger RNA. RefSeq lists its product as uncharacterized. The transcript has 8 exons. Lineage: Eukaryota; Viridiplantae; Streptophyta; Magnoliopsida; Solanales; Solanaceae. The coding region runs from base 225 to 1940 and encodes 571 amino acids. Gene Ontology annotation, molecular function: metal ion transmembrane transporter activity. The record is from RefSeq and is a predicted model, not a curated record. Gene Ontology annotation, biological process: transmembrane transport; metal ion transport. Gene Ontology annotation, cellular component: membrane.
UAGGGAAUUACUAUUAUCAUCUUAGUGGGUGUCCUCUCCCCUUUCCAUAGUUGGACUGGCGACUCCAAAAGAUCUGCAUGGCUUGAGGAACAUCCUAACAAUAUGAUAAUGCAAAAUUCAGAAGGCUUUUGUUCAUGUAAUAUCGGGACAUUUGGUUCUGGUUUUGCCACUCACUUAUGCUGAGAAGACAUCACAGGACUUUGUAGUGUUUGCCGCUUUUGUGCAUGAAAGUAAAUAAGGGUAGCAUGAGUGAGGGCCACUCUUCACAAGGCAAUAGGACUAGGAAGACAGAGAGCCAAAGAGUGCACUACCAUAAGGAUGUCAUGCGAGGGAGUGAGCUGUGGACUGAUGGACUUAUUUGUGCUUUCGAGUUUGUUAGAGGAGACAAGAAAUUUGGACCAAAAUCUUCUACCAAAAGUUUACCACCUGAUGAAAUAGAUAAUGAAAUAGUUAAAAGGCCAGCGCGUGCUUAUAGAUUGGCAGAGGCUCCUGUUCAAAGAACCAACGGGAACAGUUUGCUGGAUUCUACCUCUCUUGUUGAGUUGAGAGAACAAGAGAUUUCUCCUGCGGAUGGCAAGAUGGAUAACCAAAGCUCUCCUGGACAGAAGCUUUAUAAUUUGGAAAAAAUUGGAGGGAGCCAUUGGAGGCCUAUUGGUUGGGCUAGGAUUUCUGAACUUAUCCAAACUGUUCAAGCAGAUUUUGGAUGGUCCACCCAGCAGUUUGAUCUCAUUGAUGAUGAAGAUGAUCUCACUGUUGCAGAUUUAGCCGCUCCGUACUGGGAGCGUCCAGCUGGACCUAUUUGGUGGUGCCAUGUGACUGCUGGUCAUCCUUCUGUAGAUGCAUGGCUCAGUUAUGCCCCGUGGUUACAUCCCGCAAUUAGUGUUGCCUUAAGAGAUGAAGGUCGGCUAAUAAGUGAAAAGAUGAAACACCUCUUGUAUGAGGUCCCAGUAAGGGUGGCGGAAGGGCUGUUAUUUGAGCUGUUGGGCCAAUCUGCUGGUGAUCCAUAUAUUGACGAAGAUGACAUCCCUGUUGUAAUUCGUUCUUGGCAAGCACAGAACUUUUUAGUUACGGCUUUGCACGUGAAAGGAUCAGCAGAAAACCUCAAUGUUUUGGGUAUCACAGAAGUUCAGGAACAACUUCUUGCUGGUGGCUAUAAUGCACCACGGACAGUACAUGAAGUCAUUGCGCAUUUAGCUAGCCGCCUUGCUAGAUGGGAUGACAGAUUGUUUCGGAAAUUGAUAUUUGGUGCAGCAGAUGAAGUGGAAUUGAAGUUUGUUAACAGGAGGAACAAGGAAGAUCUGAGUCUCUUAGUAAUAAUUCUCAACCAGGAAAUCAGAAGAUUAUCAAGACAGGUUAUCAGAGUGAAAUGGUCUCUUCAUGCUAGGGAAGAGAUUAUUUUUGAACUUCAGCAGCAUUUGAGAGGAAAUACAACUAGAAUUCUCCUUGAAGGAAUAAGAAAGAGUACGAGGGAAAUGAUUGAAGAGCAAGAAGCAGUUCGUGGACGCUUAUUUACUAUUCAAGAUGUCAUGCAGAGCAAUCUCCGUGCAUGGUUGCAGGAUAAGAGCCUCAGAGUUUCUCAUAAUUUGGCUGUCUUUGGUGGAUGUGGCCUUGUUCUUACAAUCAUCACCGGUCUUUUUGGAAUCAAUGUGGACGGGAUCCCUGGAGCUCAAAACACACCAUAUGCGUUCGGUUUAUUCUCAGUCCUCCUUGUUGUCCUAGGUGUCGUGCUUAUUGCUGUUGGGUUGCUAUACCUUGGUUUAAAAAGGCCUAUCAAUGAAGAACAGGUCGAAAUUAGGAAACUCGAAUUGCAGGAGCUGGUCAACAUGUUCCAACAUGAGGCUGAGACGCAUGCACAGGUUCAUAAGCAUCUCUCUCGGCAUAACUUGCCCCCAACAGCUGGUGAUAAGUUCAUUGAAGAUGCAAAUUAUGUUCUUAUGUAAUGACUUCAACUGCCCUUGGAGCCAUUCAUUAGUAGGAUAAUCAAGACAUCAAUGGUCAACGACUGCAAAUGUUCAACUUUAUUGGUGCCCAUUUAAUUGUAAAAUAUCUUUCAAUCCCUUCUUGUAAAUCAUGAUGGGAAUAUCACUUAGCAGUUUUCUCUGCUACACUCUACUAGUCUUUUCUGGCGCUUUUUUCUGUCA